AUGUCGUCCCUCUACGCACAACCUGCGGAGCCCACGCGAGUUUACCUCCAGACUGACGUUGUCUACGCCGUCAACCGACUGAGGGAGAAAUUCCCGCAGAGCAUCGCCCGAGAAGACCUCAUAAACUACACGCUCCCGCAGCAGAAGCGCGACGACGCCACGGUCCAACAGUUCCUCGCCCAACUGAGCAUCAACCCCAAAGUCAACCACGACAAGGAGAAGGACGCCUACAUCUUCAAGCCCGAGCACAACAUCACGGACGCCGACUCGCUGCUGAAGUACCUCCAAAACCAAGACACCGCCAUGGGGAUCCAGGUCUCGAAGCUAAAAGACGGCUGGCAAGACGCAGAGGAGACAAUCGACAGACUCGAGGCCGAGCACCGACUGCUCGUGACUCGCAACCGGAAGGACAACCACCCCAGAAUGGUCUGGCUGGACGAUCCUACGCUCCAGGCCCCGCUGGAUCAGGACUUCAAGGACCUGUGGAAUCAGAUCGCCCUGCCGAGCGUGGAGGAUACGAUCAAGGAACUCCGCAAGAUGAACCACAAGUCGACGGGCGAGCCGGCCGUCGUGGACACGGGGGUGAAGAAACCAAAGGAGAAGAAGAAGGUGAGGAGGGGCACCAAGAUCACGAACACCCACAUGCAGGGUUUGCUUAGGGAUUAUUCGGGGAAGAACGAUGUGAAGAAGGAGAUCAAGACGGAGAGGCGGUAG
This is a messenger RNA of Cladophialophora yegresii CBS 114405, 714 nucleotides long. RefSeq lists its product as uncharacterized. Gene Ontology annotation, cellular component: transcription factor TFIIE complex. Bases 1 to 714 code for a protein of 237 amino acids. The transcript has a single exon. NCBI's taxonomy places the organism in Eukaryota, Fungi, Ascomycota, Eurotiomycetes, Chaetothyriales, Herpotrichiellaceae. Gene Ontology annotation, biological process: transcription initiation at RNA polymerase II promoter. The record is from RefSeq and is a predicted model, not a curated record.